This is a messenger RNA of Blastocystis hominis, 909 nucleotides long. RefSeq lists its product as hypothetical. The coding region runs from base 1 to 909 and encodes 302 amino acids. Lineage: Eukaryota; Bigyra; Opalinata; Blastocystidae. The transcript is spliced from 4 exons. The record is from RefSeq and is a predicted model, not a curated record.
AUGUUUGUUUCGCAGUCCGAGGCUGUUUCUUUACUUUUGGCAGUUCUUACUAUGAUCACAUGGGGUACGAACAAGAUUGCAGUCAAGUAUUUGACCUAUCCUGUUUCCCUGUAUACGAUCGAUUUCUUUGUGUUCGUUUUUAUAUUCCACACCAUCCUGAGUCUCACUUUGGGUGCUAAGUGGUUCCCUCCGAAUAAUGAGGAUACGUUUGUCAAUAUUAUUGAGAUAUUUAAGCAGGGACCCGCGAUGGCUUGGUAUAAGAUUGGUGGACCUUUCCUUGCUGGAGCUACCACUAUGGGUUUCACUUUAAUUAUGUUCGUUCUUGUUGACGGAUACGGCCUCACGAGUGCUAUCCCUCUUCUCUUUGGUUCUUCUAUGCUGCUUGGAGUCAUCAUUACUUAUUUCAUGCAGAGAAUUGGAAACGUAUAUCUUAUUUUCUCUGGAGUUGGUGUGCUCUUUGUGGCUGUGGUCUUGAACACCAUUUCUUCCAAUAUGAAUCAGAAGUGUCAGCGAAAGAGAGAGGAAGAGGCCUCCCUGCUGGCUAAUGCUGUUGAUAACCAGCCUAUGUCCAGUCAAACUAUUUCUAAGGCUCCUGCUACCACUGAGGCUGCUCCUGCUGAAGCUGCUCCUGCUACUACUGAGGCCGCUCCUGCUCCUGCUCCUGCUCCUGCGGAAGCUGCUCCUGCUACCACUGAUGUGUCUGUGCCUGUGCCCGAACAACCGAAAAAGCUGCUCUCCAUGCGUUCAUUCAUCAUUCUGGGUAUUUCCGCGGCCGUGUGCGAUGUGUUCUACGCUCCCUGCACAGCUAUGGGAUCCAAAGCCCCCAUUCCCCUUUCUCCCUAUGUAGACUCAUUGGAUUGGCUUCUCAUGGACAGGGAAUCUUCCAGGUGGUCAGUUUCGCCUCGAUGA